Exserohilum turcica Et28A is the source of this 1615-nucleotide messenger RNA. RefSeq lists its product as uncharacterized. Lineage: Eukaryota; Fungi; Ascomycota; Dothideomycetes; Pleosporales; Pleosporaceae. Bases 28 to 1530 code for a protein of 500 amino acids. The record is from RefSeq and is a predicted model, not a curated record. The transcript is spliced from 3 exons.
CUCUCCUGUGUCCUCACUGUCGCGCCCAUGGCCUCGGAGUCUCUAACCUCUACAGCAACCAAAGAGCAACACGACAUUACAGUAGGCACCAUAACAUGCACCGCCUCGAUUCCCUUUGGAGGCCAGGGCCAAUGGCUCUACCUACCGGCAACCAACAAGUUUGACCUGUCUCGGGGAUCAGAACGAAAGAUGGUGUUUGAGUGUGAUGAAGAAGAAAACAACCACACUGGCUUCAUGAUUGACCCUGGCACAUCCGUCUUGAUAGUCGUCGACAUGCAAAACUACUUUGUCCAUCCACUAUAUCGUGAUCACGCGGCAGGAAUUGCGGCAGUCGAGCCUACGCUCAAGGUCAUCGAGACAUGUCGCAGCCAAGGCAUUCAGGUUGCCUGGCUCAAUUGGGGCAUCACCGACGUCGACCUGAACAAGAUGGCUCCCGCUGUCCAGCGCGGUUUCAGCAAGACGCUAGGAUGGCAUGUGGGACUGGGAGCUCAGCUACCUGACGGCCAAGGAAGAUGCCUGUUCAAGCGCACUUGGAACGCCGACCUCUACGCGCCCUUCAAAGCUGUCGCCCAGCCCGGCGACCUCUUCUUCGACAAGACACGAAUGAGCGGCUUGUGGUCGGAGAGGGAACCUUUGCAUGCCUAUCUGCGAGCAUCUGGCAAACAGACGCUGCUCUUUGCUGGCGUCAACACGGAUCAGUGCGUCUUUGGCACCGUGUCCGACGCCUACUCGUACGGAUGGGACUGCAUCCUGCUCCGCGAUUGCACAGGAACCAUGACGGGGCGUGGGGCACAAGAACUGGCCGAGUAUCAGAUUUCGCGCAACAUGGGCUUCGUCAUCGACAGCGAUGCCUUCUGCAGCGCCCGAGUCAUUGACUCUGCCAAACAGCGUGUGCACUCCCAACCGAGCAAAAGCCACUGCUGCUCAACGGCCCCAAGAACGUCAAGCAUGUCCGAGCAAGUCAUUGACGACUUCCUCCCCAGCCUCAGGCUUUCCAUCACCUGGCCCAAUGGCACGGCCCAACUCGGCAACACAAUCGAGCCAGACGACCUCCAGGAUCAACCAACCAUUGUCUUACACGACGACACAAGCCCGGAUGGGAAGCAUUCCAGCUCAGGAAUGAGCUACGUUGUCACCCUGACGGACCCUGAUGCGCCUUCACGCGACAACCCUGAGUGGAGCGAGAUGUGCCACUGGAUUGCCUCCAACGUCACCAUAGCUCCAGACACGUUUUCCAUCAUGCCGGAAUUUGGCCCGGUGGAACAAAGCGAAUCCACGGCUGCAGCGCUGCAGGAUGUCAUGGAAUACAAGCCGCCUGGCCCGCCACCCAAGACCGGCAAGCAUCGCUACGUGUUUCUUGUUUUUGCACCCAAAAACGGAACCACCAAGCCUCUGCACCUGAGCAAACCCGAGGACCGCCAGCAUUGGGGGACUGGGAAGGAGGGCGGUGGUGUGAGGGAGUGGGCCACUGAUAAUGGGCUGGUUCCCGUGGCGGCCAACUUUAUCUAUUCUGAAAACGAGGAGCAGUAAUUUGCCAUGGUCAAGAAGGUAGCACACGAGGUAUUACGAAGACUACACCAUUGUAUAUCUAGCAUCAUGAGUAAUGAUAUGGAAU